Messenger RNA from Carassius auratus (goldfish), 3732 nucleotides. RefSeq lists its product as uncharacterized. The record is from RefSeq and is a predicted model, not a curated record. NCBI's taxonomy places the organism in Eukaryota, Metazoa, Chordata, Actinopteri, Cypriniformes, Cyprinidae. The transcript has 4 exons. Bases 232 to 2928 code for a protein of 898 amino acids.
AUACUCCAGUCGGUAGGGAGCGGUACGGCACAUACACGUGUCUAUGGCAAUGCACAUGAAAAAAAAAAAGCAGCAACCAGCGCGCGCGCGGCAGAGAGGCAGUUGAAAAACCACCGUUCUCCUCGCCAUCUUACAUCGGAUCAUCUUCUUGGAUCAACCUGAUUGCAAGAUACAUCAAGCAUCUUUUCUUACAUCUAAAUGGUGGGACAACCUCCUAGACCUUAUAUGUGAAUGUGGCCAUGCAAAGUGUGUGACAUUUCAUUAUCUACCCGGUAUGAAUUGUUAAAACAUUUUAGGCUGAAACAUUUCCACUAUGGUCGCAAUUGCCGGUAUCCCUGUCUAUAUGCAGAUUGCCCAUGUACAUUCACAAGUUGGAAGAAUCUUUUGAGUCACACAUAUCAAACACACAGGAAGUUAACAGCAGCAAAUGUUCAGUUAACUACAUUCUUUUGUCAGACGUGUGCAUGUAAGGAAAUUUUAACUGAAAAGGAAUACUUUGCUCAUGUAAAUCAACAUCUUAGGCAGUAUGAAACCGUAACUUGUAUGUUUGAAGGAUGUAAGUUUGAGACAAACAUAUAUGGAACAUUUCACUCGCAUAAAAAUCGUAAACAUAAUCCCUACACUCUAAACGAUUUUAAGGCAGGUAUUGUUAAACUCGCUGCUCAGUCAGACGAAUCUGGUAGUACUGUAGAUGAAAGCCCCUCAUCUUCUGCGGACAUAGAUUUUGUACCUCCGUUAGAUGCAGAUAGUGAAAUAGAUACUUCAGAUGACCUGCCGAAAUUAGUAGAACAAAAAAUAGCUGCAGUUUUGCUGAAGUUGGAAAACAUUUUUCAUGUGCCAUCUACAGCUAUUGAUGAACUACUAGAUGAACUACACUUCCUCUUAAGUACUGUGUCUGUGCCUGUAACUUGUAGCAGUCUUUCAGAUUUUUUAAAAAACAAAAACCUUGAAGUUGAUAGCUUAAUUAUUAAGGAACUAGCUGAUGUACUGUGUAAAUCUAACCCUUUAGUAAAAUCAAUAGGGAAAGAUGGUCCCCUUUCUACAACUUAUAAGAGAAAAGAGUACUUUAAGGAUUUGUUAAAUAUUGUUGAGCCAGUGGAGUUUAUUCUGGACCAAAAAAAGAGCAGGACAUUUCAGUAUAUCCCAUUACUGCAGUCUUUACAGCAGCUACUUGAUUGUACUGCAGUGUUAAACGGUAUUAUCAGUAGCCACAGAACACAGGAAACUACAGACAAGUUAGAUAAUCAGCAGUAUCGCUCUAUAAGAGACGGUUUGUAUUUUAAGGACAACACUUUCCUGUCAGGUGAUGAGUUAAAAAUUUGUUUAACUUUGUACAUCGAUGAUUUUGAGUUAUGUAAUCCCCUGGGUACAUCGCGAAAAAAACACAAAUUGUGUAGUGUGUACUGGAUUCUGAAUAACUUGCCACCAGGCUCUCAUUCAGCACUGUCUUCCAUUUAUUUAACGGUUUUGUGCAAAAGUGACGAUGUAAAGGUAUAUGGCUAUGGAAAAAUUCUAGAGCCACUUUUACAAGACCUUUGUACUUUAGAAGAGCAUGGUGUUUUCAGCUCAAAACUUGGGAAGUUUGUCAAAGGAACAGUCCAUAGUGUUGUAGCGGACAAUUUGGGAGCCCACGGAUUGGCUGGUUUUGUAGAGAGCUUCUCUGGCCAGUAUAUUUGUCGAUUUUGUACUGCUCAGAAAGUAGAUAUUCAAACAAGGGAUGUUCAUUCAGGUGCUUUUUUGCUUCGAACAAAAGAAAUACAUGAAGCACAUGUAAAGUCUGCACAGGAAACUGACACAAAUUGCUUUGGUGUGAAGAGAGCGUGUGUUUUAACAGAAAAACUUCAACAUUUUCACGUUAACACAGGCUAUCCCCCAGAUAUAGUGCAUGACUUAUUUGAGGGUAUUGUCCCUUCUGAACUGGCACUAUGUUUCAGUGUUCUCAUCUCUAAGAAGUAUUUCAGUCUUGAAUGUCUUAACACACGAAUCGUCAAAUUUCCCUAUAAGUGGAGUGACAAAAAAAAUAGAUCUCAAGUUAUACCAAACAGCUAUUCAUGUAAGAAGACAAUAGGUGGCAACGCCCAUGAGAAUUGGAAUCUAAUUCGAUUGCUUCCAUUUCUAGUAGGAGACUUGAUUCCAGAGGAUGAGCUUGCUUGGCAAGUGAUAUUAGACCUGAAGGAAAUUGUAGAAUUAGCUGUGGCACCAGUUCACACUGAUGAGACAAUUGCUUAUCUUGAUGUCAAAGUGUCUGAACACAGACAGAGACUACUCGAGCUUAACCCGGACGUAAAGCUUUUACCUAAACACCACUAUCUUGAGCAUUACCCGCACCUGAUUAAGUGUUUUGGGCCUCUUCUAGGUUUAUGGACGAUGCGAUUUGAAGCUAAACAUAGCUUUUUUAAACAAGUAGCUCGACACACAAAUAAUUUCAGGAACAUUGCACUCACAUUGGCAGCCAAACACCAGCAAUUCAUCAGUUACCACAUAUAUUCAUCCACACUCAAUACAUCAAAUUUGGAAGUUUCAAAUGUCUCUACAGUCCAGGUUGAUGUUCUGAAUAAGGAAGUUGUGUUGGCUCUCAGGCAGAAGUAUCCAAAUAUCAGUCAAGUUCACCUUGCAAAAAGUGUCACCACUAGAGGAAUUAACUACAAAAAUGGAAUGUUAAUUGCAUGUGGUUCAACUGCUGGAAUGCCAGAAUUUGCAGAAAUUCUGCAAAUGUGCAUAAGGGGAGAUGAGCUGAGUUUCAUUGUGCGUUUAUUGUGUGCAUGGUAUAGAGACCACUUCAGAUCUUUUGAGUUGACUUCUUCACCAGGUAAAGAGGUUGCCCUGGUUCAGCUUGAAGAACUGACAGACUGCUAUCCACUUGUGGCCUAUACAGUUUGUUCCAAACGUAUGGUAACCCUGAAGAGACACAUCGUCAUCAAAGAUUAAAAAAUCAGGAUGGCAGGACCAGUUAGCUUCAGAGUCCUGUUUGGAAGUGAAGAUGAUGCAAGAAAACUAACCAUUAAAUCCGGAAUACCGUCUUCUGUGGAUGAAUUGUCUUUUGAAAUUAAGACCUUCUUUGGAGUAACAGAGCAGUUUAGGCUUCAAUACAAAGACGUAGACUUUGGAAACGAAUUCAUGAACCUCUUAUCAAUUUCUGAUAUUCAAGAUCGCAGUACUUUGAAAGUGGUGUACUUACCUUGUGAGGCUACCACCUCCACAAUAUCCUCAGCUCCAUGCACUAAAGAAAACUGCUCCACAAUCCCAGUUACUCCCUCCAAUAUAUCUUGCAGCUCCUCAUCACAAGAACCAAUUGAUUCAGCAUCUGCUGACUCCUGUAGCAGCAACGAUACUGUCAUAUUGUCAUCUCCUGACUCCCGGUCUUGCACUUGGCCUAAAGAUUUUGUAGUGCCACGAUUUUCAUAUUGUGCCGAGAUGCAGCUCCAGAAGGGAAAUGAUGAAUUCAAUGCAAGUGGAACUCUCCUAUCUCUUACGCCCAAACUCAGAUCUGAUAUUCUUGAAGGCAUUGCAGAAGAAAUAAUCAAGUAUACAGCAUAUCCAAAGGACAAUCAGUUUGAAAAAGUUGCUGAGGCCUUGAUACAAACCCAUCCAUGUUUGCGUGAGAAAGGAACUCGGACUGGGUGUUGUGGAUGGAAGCACUAUAUUAAGAUAAAGAUGAUGAACUUCCGAACCAAGCUUGGCCGAGCUGGACACCCAGAAGUCACAGUCAACUCACUUAAAAACAAACAGAAA